Molecule: messenger RNA, 712 nt
Organism: Thunnus maccoyii (southern bluefin tuna)
Lineage: Eukaryota; Metazoa; Chordata; Actinopteri; Scombriformes; Scombridae
Gene: tmem216
Product: transmembrane protein 216
Exons: 6
Coding region: 77-505 (142 amino acids)
Biological process (GO): non-motile cilium assembly
Cellular component (GO): ciliary transition zone
Source: RefSeq, a predicted model, not a curated record
CGGGAAAUACCGCUGCUGUUUAACCCAAAAGUGAAGAAGAAGCACUUCCGCCAAGCUGUUUCUAUGGUAACAAGACAUGGCGCCUGGAAGCCAACCGAUCCUGUCCUCCACUCCUCUGCAAAUCCUCUUGUAUCUGAACUGUUGGUACUUUGCUGCCUUUUACCUGGCAGAGAUCCUGAUGUUCAUCUAUAAAGGUGUUUUGCUCCCGUACCCGUCAGAUAAUCUGGUUCUGGACGUGGUGCUGCUGGUGCUCUUCCUCGGCCUCGAGACUCUCAGGAUCUUUUACGGCUGGAAGGGGAACCUGUGUGAACGCUCUCUGGCGUCGGCGGUGUCGCUCUUCAUCCUGCUGCCCUGCGCCGCGCUGGCCGUUUACUACCUGCUGCUGCAGACCUUCGUCCUGCGGCUGGAGUUCCUCCUCAGCGCCGUGCUGCUCUGCUUCUACGCCCUCGAGUUCCUGCUCGGCCUCGUCUCCGUCUCUGCUUUCUCCAGGUCCAAAGUGUACUGAAGAGGAUGAAGGUUCACCUGGAACACGGAGCAUGAAGACGUCAGCAGUGGAAUCAUGAAGAAAAAUGUACAAAUCUUUCUGUAGAUGACACUUUGUAAAUAUUAAACUUUGUUUAUUUUCAUAAAUGUAAAUGUGAAUCAGUUUGAUACAAUGUUUUCUACUGUUUUAUACAAACUGUUUGAGAUCAACGCAUUUCUGUAAAUAAAU